AUGGAAGCGGCCUCUCUCAAAAGCGCAAAUACCACAGCUUGCUUCGAUGAAUUUGAAGAAAUGAUUUUGAGUUUUAAAGCUCUCGAGUUGAAUGUUCUGCCCAUUUUAACUUCAUAUAUACUGCGCUCCCUCCACCCCAAAAAGACCAUUCCUGGAGACCCUAAUCCAUAUAUAGCCAGAGCUUUGGUAUCAGUUGCUGUUGGCCAUCGGAGCUCCGGAGCUGAUAGUGACAAGACCAUGUGCGGGGGCCUUCGAAUUUCUGGAACUUUUCCAGACAUUAAAUUCACCUCCUGCGGUAACGUGUUCCGCCAGGCGCCAGUUCCUCCCAAUUCUCUUUUGCAUAUUGUGGCCAGGCGAUCUGCUAUGGCUUCAUCUUCUUCCUCUGCUCCAUCUUCUCAAUCUCCCAAGAAAUAUGAUGUUUUUAUUAGUUUUAGAGGUGAGGACACCCGCUUGAAUUUCACAAGCCAUCUUUAUCAUGCUCUUUGUGGACAAAAAAUAUAUGCAUACAUCGAUGACAGCCUCGAGAAAGGAGAUGAGGUAUGGCCAUCUCUUGAGAAAGCCAUUGAAGAUUCAACUCUGUUCCUUGUGGUGUUCUCAGAAAACUAUGCAUCUUCCACGUGGUGCUUGAAGGAGCUUGCAAAAAUAUUAGAGUGCUGCAGAAAUCAACGUCACCUUCUUAUACCUGUGUUCUAUAGAGUAGAUCCUUCAGAUGUGAGGAAGCAACGUGGGAGUUACCACGAAGCAUUUGAAGGACAUGAGCGCAAAAGCAGCAUCAACACGCAACAACUGCGCCAGUGGAGGGAGGCUCUCACUCAUGCUGCCAAUUUAUCCGGUUGGCAUUGUAGCCCCGAUAGGAAUGAAGCGGUGCUAAUUGAAGAAAUAGUGAAUUGUAUCAUGAAAGAGUUGGACCGUAGGUAUCAAAGUGAAGAUCAUCUAAAAGGCUUGAUUGGAAUUCACAAAAGAAUGGCCGUUGUAGAAUCAAUGUUGGACACAGGUUCAAAAAAUGGUGGUUGCCAAUUCAUUGGAAUUUGGGGGAUGGGCGGUUUGGACAAAACAACUCUUGUAAGAGCAUUGUAUGACAAGCGGCAUUUUGAAUACGAAGGGUCUUACUUUCUGGAAAAAGUGGGAGAAAAAUUAAAAAAAGAUGGAAUAGAUGCUUUAAGGAAGGAACUUGUUUGGAGUUUAUUGGGGGGUAAAGCAAUAUAUUCUCAUAUCAUGACUAGGCUUCGUCGGACAAAGGUUUUCAUUGUGCUUGAUGAUGUUGAUAAUGCUGAACGAUUAGAAAAUUUAGUUGGAAGAUGUGAAUUUGGAUCAGGUAGCAAAGUCUUAAUAACAAGCAGAGAUAAGCAAGUGCUUCGUACGAAAGUGGAUGAUAAUAAUAUAUAUGCGCUUCAUGGUUUGGAUCCUUAUGAAGCUUUUCAACUUUUCUCCUUGAAUGCCUUCAAAACAGGCUGCAGUGAUCUGAAGAUAAGAGAGCUAGCAGAAGAAGUGACUAAAUAUGCAGGUGGAAAUCCAUUGGCUCUAAAGGUUUUAGGCUCCACCUUGCGUGGCAAAAAUCAAGAAGCAUGGAAAAGCCAAUUGGCAAAGCUUCAAAAAUUGUUUUGUCCAGAAGUCAUUGAUAUCCUCAAAUUGAGUUUUGAAGGACUUGAUAAGGAAGAGAAAAAUAUUGUCUUGCACGUCGCAUGUUUUUUCAAUUAUUAUUAUGAUGCUGAGGAUGUAAAAAAAUUGUUAGAUCCAUGCGGUUAUUCAACCGAGAUUGGAUUGGCAAGACUUGAGAAAAAGCCUUUUAGAUAUUGA
Molecule: messenger RNA, 1797 nt
Organism: Neltuma alba
Lineage: Eukaryota; Viridiplantae; Streptophyta; Magnoliopsida; Fabales; Fabaceae
Product: TMV resistance protein N-like
Exons: 6
Coding region: 1-1797 (598 amino acids)
Biological process (GO): defense response; signal transduction
Molecular function (GO): ADP binding
Source: RefSeq, a predicted model, not a curated record